Molecule: messenger RNA, 2439 nt
Organism: Exophiala oligosperma
Lineage: Eukaryota; Fungi; Ascomycota; Eurotiomycetes; Chaetothyriales; Herpotrichiellaceae
Exons: 3
Coding region: 857-1417 (186 amino acids)
Source: RefSeq, a predicted model, not a curated record
AAUCGCGGUACUCGUAAGGCAUAUUUAGCUGCCCAAGUAAAUACUACCUGGAAAUUGUCAGCCUGUGGUCUUCAUACAGGACUGUGCCCAACAGGAUCCCAAAACAACCUACUUGUAUCUGGCAACGGUCCGGCUUCCCAAGGCUACAACUACAUGUACUUGACUCGUUUUCCUGGCUCAGCAAGGUACUUGCGACCAAGUUGGACACCAGAGAUGGACGAAGAAUUUCUUGAUAUAGUAUACCUAGGUAAGUAAUGACUGUGGCAUUCACACUUCCUGGUUCUUCUAGUAUAAGUAUUGUUGUGUUAUCCGCACAUUUAGCGAAUAGAAUAUCUACUGUUGUUUGAUGACGAAGCGGUAGAAUGUCGGCGACGCUCAUUCCUCCAAAAAUCCUCGGCCGCGACUUUCCGUCUGUACCUACUUACUUCACUUAUUAUAAUAACUCUCGUUCGAGAAACAACAAAAUCCUCCAAAAAAAACAAAGCCCUCACCAUCUCCUUCUCGAUUCCCGACCAACGAAUCCCACAACCAUCAGCAGUCAUGAGUCCGAGACCAUCCCAUCAUCAUCGUCAUCUCUGAACCCAGGUUCGCGGUAAUACAAUCCACCACCAACACCGCCGUCAGCCCAAUUGAAUCGCCUGCGGUUAAUCAACCUCAAAACAACAAACCCAAGACCGUUACCGUGACGCCUCAAAAGAGGGAAAACAAGGAGGCGGUUUGCAACGAACGGGGGGCUUGUACCCAUACCUACCGUAGGCUCUGAGGCUGAGGCUACUUUGUACAAGUCUCCGAGUCGUGAUACGACUCGAGGACAAGCCAAGGUACCUCUUCUUCAAGAGGGUUUUGCACAAAUCGAAUGAUGUACUGCUUGCGAAGUUACCUCCCACUCCUCCUCCUACCUCUACCACUCUCUCUUUCUCCGGUCCACCUCAUCAUCUUCAUCGCCCUGACCUACUUCCUCAACCGACCUUGCAUAUACUGUUCACUUCUCCUCGUCAUCCUCUUCGCCACAUCUUGCCACUGGUCGAACCGGUGCUUCAUCAGUCUCAGCAGUAGCGGCGGCCAGUACGGCGAGGACCCUACUGCCUCUUCGAUCGCGUCGUGGUUCAUCCCGCGGCUUUACACGACGCCGCCGACCACAUCCUUCAACAACAAUGGACAGGCCGACGAUAUCUCAUCAGACAUGGGCGCGUUUCUGGCUGACGUUGCAAACAGUACCGCCACCGCGUUGUCUCAGGCGUUGAAGGAUUCUGCCUCCAACUUGGUCGACGGUGCCCGCUCAAAACUGAUCACCAAUAGUCCUGGUGGGCCCGCUUCACUGCCCGUGGACGCUGGCGUCGGUACACAAUGGCUUCGGCAACUGCUCGGCCGCUCGGAGUGGACGUUGCCUUAUGUCGAAGUAAAGAUUGCUUUAUGACGAGCUGUUAUGGGAACUAUUUGGCAUGGUGUGAUCGACGCGUGCUGUUGAGCUAGUUCGAGUCGAUCCCAAAUCAUGAACAUCUUGAUCAAAUCUUUUUAGAGUUGUACAUGAUUGAUAUUGUUUUUACUGAUCAUACUACUCUGCAAAAUAUUUCGCUAUAGUGUCAAAAUUACAGCUCGAUCGUGGGCAGAUUCCUAGCCACGACGGCUCGUCAGUCGGAAAUCGAAUCGAUAUGACGCGAACCUCCUGAUCAUAUUCCCCAAUCAUACAUGAUUCAAAACGCCAAACGCUGCGUAAAAGUCGUCAAGGUCUAGAUCGAUAGUUCCCUUUCGUAACCUUGGAUGAGUGUGUCACAGCGAGUGAGCUUCAACAAAUUCCUUUGGCAGCAUGCGCGAAUCGCACGCCUUUUCUUGGACGCAGCCAAUGCAACCCCAACAGGUCCUCCGGGAUUUCGGUAAUGCUGAUGCUCAUCUCGGGAAGUGAGUCGGUCCCCGCGAUCAUUGAAUCGGCCAGUCGUCCUCUGUUAUAGACGACCAGAACACGAAAAUGGCGACUACGCUGAGUAGGGUGAAGAGCGUUUCAAACAGGGCGCCGUUGACUUUCCCAUCUGUCGGGUUGCAUAUGUGAACAGAUAUCACAUACAUGAAAAUCUGGCCAAUGGCGAAUAGGAGCGCUGCAGAGCCGAGAUAGAGCAUAGGCUUUGUCUCGCCCAGAACCCUUAGAACCAGGAUGGUCUCCAGGAGGAAGAAAAAGAACAUGAACACCAACGGCGCUAGUUGGUAAAGCACGUAGAGAGCGGUAUUGCGGUGUGAACUCGCAGCUGAUAAAGAGUCGUCCCAGUAACCGGUCCACGAGAAAGCUGUAUCAAGCGCAAUAUACCCGGUCCCCACGAACAACGCCAGUGAACUCCCAGCUAUCAAUCCUAGUGAUAAGGGCGUGCCGUCGUCGAGGAGUUGGUAUCCCACAAAAGCAUUCAUCAAUAGUAUCCAUGAUGUCGCCGUUACCGCAGCUAUGUGGAC